UAUUGUUUUCAGUUCUGUUCUGUUGGAGGGAAAUUUGAAAAAUGAAUUAUAAAGAAMAUCUAAAAGAUGCCUUUGAAAAGCUUUAUAGGGAAUCAAUUCAACACUUUGAGGAAAAAUCUGAGGAUUUCUUUUUCAAUGGAAGCAAACUUGAGUUGGCAAAGGAGAAAAUGCAUGACCAUAGCCAAGAGUAUAGCUCAGGGUUACUCAACAGAGCUGGGAAGAAGAAUAUCUUUACAGACAACAAAACAUGGAAAACUACYAUCUUUAAAAGAAAAAAGCCGCCCUCACCAAGAAUUAAUGUUAGAACUUUAAAAAACAAAAGAGACGACUUGAAAGACUCCAUUGAUAGGAUUCAUUUUGAUCUUCUUUUUGGCAAGAAAAACCUUAAUAGUGAAUACCACACAACCACCAAUAGAACAAAUUCAAGUUACAUUUUGGCAAGAAAUAUAAAGAAUAUGAAACGAAGAUGUCACUCUGUUGAUGAAAGAAAAAACACCUUUGUAACAKYAAUUGACAGCAAAAUAACCAUGCGYAAUAAGGAAAAAACACUUCRMCARMURAGAAWAUCAGAGGACACUUCACAAGAAUUUUGCACUCAUCCGCAAUCUCUUGAUGAUUCUGGUGUCUUUGGAGAAAACUUUGAGUCUACAAGAGAUUAUGUCAAUUCUUCUGAGAUGAAUAAUAUGAACAAAACACCAAAAAGAAGUAUGUCGCAAGAUGAAAGUGGAGGCUCACGAUUUAAGAAUUCAAAGUCCUUUAUACAAUUGAUGACAGAGGAUCCAAAAGCAACCAAAAAACCUGGCAGUAGAGAGAACAAGACUUCAAAAUUUAGACAUCCUGCUUGUGCCAAUGAAUUAAACCCAACUCCUAUGUAUCAAAAAUCUGCAGCUAAAGAGAGAAGGCAAAGAUUACAACCACUUUUCUCUAGUCAUUGUGGAGGAAUUUGGAAAGCCAUUGUUGAGGAGAACUAA
Molecule: messenger RNA, 971 nt
Organism: Actinia tenebrosa (Australian red waratah sea anemone)
Lineage: Eukaryota; Metazoa; Cnidaria; Anthozoa; Actiniaria; Actiniidae
Source: RefSeq, a predicted model, not a curated record